Molecule: messenger RNA, 1342 nt
Organism: Ziziphus jujuba (common jujube)
Lineage: Eukaryota; Viridiplantae; Streptophyta; Magnoliopsida; Rosales; Rhamnaceae
Product: protein MRG1
Exons: 11
Coding region: 168-1121 (317 amino acids)
Biological process (GO): chromatin organization; regulation of DNA-templated transcription
Cellular component (GO): nucleus; histone acetyltransferase complex
Source: RefSeq, a predicted model, not a curated record
UUUUGUUGAGUUGUGCAAUAAAUGCCAAGAGACGAUGUCGUUUUGAUGGUUUAUUUUUGUUUUUUAAUUUUUGUUUUUUUUUUUUUUUAAUGUUUCCAUGGUGAUCGCUGCCACCAUUUUCAAUCAAAGCGUUCCUUCUGACUUUCAGUGGCGAAGUUUGUUGCAUAAUGGGAAGCUCGAAGAGUGGAGUUGGUAGUGAUUCCUCCGCCACGGAGUCCGGAGGUGCCGAUUGUGGUACCUCUGGUGAAACGGACUCCGACAUCCACAAUUCACUUCCUCCAUCCGAUUCAAUCCCUUUUUCAAAAGGUGAAAAGGUCCUCGCCUUUCAUAACCUUCAAAUUUACGACGCCAAGGUGACGAGGAUUGAUAAUCAGAUGAAUGAAUUGAAGUUCUAUGUCCACUACCUUGGCUGGAAUAAAAGUUGGGAUGAAUGGGUAGGUGUAGAGCGUUUGAUGAAACACACUGAAGAGAAUGUGCAGAAACAACGGGCCCUGAACGCAAAACAAGAAAAGGACAAAAGAACAAAACUUGCACGAUCUUCGCAGAUUAAACCAAAAUCGAUGAGAGGCAAGAAGCGAAAGAAUGAUUCUGCUGUUAGGGAGAAAAGCACCAUAUGUAUGGAAAAGCUUGUAAGCCUUCAAAUUCCACCUGAACUAAAGAAGCAGCUGGUUGAUGAUUGUGAAUCUGUUACUCACAUGGGCAAGCUUGUUAAACUUCCAUGUACCCCAAAUGUGGAUGACAUAGUGAAGAAGUAUCUAGAUUACAGGCUAAAGAAGGAUGGCUUGAGAGCUAAUCCAGUUGGAGAAAUUCUUAAAGGAUUAUGUAGUUACUUUGACAAAGUGUUGCCAGUGAUGCUACUCUACAAAAGUGAGCGUCAGCAAUAUAAGGAGGCAAUUGCAGAUGAUGUGUCUCCUUCAACUGUAUAUGGUGCUGAACAUCUACUACGCCUCUUUGUUAAGUUGCCCGAGAUACUGUUUUUUGCCAAAAUUGAAGACAAGACAAUUGCGGAGUUGCAGCAAAAUUUGGUUGACUUUCUAAAAUUCCUACAGAAGAAUCGAAGUGCAUUUUUCCUCUCUACUUACCAUGUACAUGAAGAUACUGAAAUCAGCAGCAACGACUAACUCACUAAUACAUAUAUGUACUUGUAACAACUUUCUCAUAGUAGCUUAAAACAGUAUGUUUGCUGGUUUCCUUAGUCAUGUUUGUUUAUAGAUGGAAAAUUUCAGAUGCUUUGUUUGAAGAUAAACAGUAUAAGAACUAUGGCAAAUAUGGUGGAAGAAAACAAAUAUAUUUUGUUUGGUAACAAUGCCAAGAAAAAAUAUAUAAGAACAAUUUCAAGUUA